ACACCAUGGACUUUGGUUUGGAGAAGUUUGAGAGAGGAAAAGAAGAACAGACUACUUUUACCUGACACACAUUGCAGCAAGAACUAUGCAGAUUCAACGAACCUUUGUAAAAACUGUUCUUUUCUAAAUCAGCCGUUUGCUGCUCUGAGGGUUAAUUGGCUCUGCUUCCAGCACCAUGGACGAACUGCAGGAUGUUCAGUUGACAGAGAUCAAACCGCUCCUGAAUGAUAAGAAUGCAGCUCGCAACUUCCAGGACUUCGACUGUCAGGAACAUGACAUUGAGACAGCUUUCGGAGUGGUCCAUGUCACCAUGCGGGGCACACCCAAAGGGAACAGACCUGUCAUCCUCACAUACCAUGACAUUGGCCUCAACCACAAAUCCUGUUUUAAUGCAUUCUUCAACUUCGAAGACAUGCAAGAGAUCACUCAGCAUUUUGCCGUGUGCCAUGUGGAUGCACCAGGCCAGCAAGAAGGAGCCCCCCCAUUCCCAUCUGGGUACCAGUAUCCCAGUAUGGAUGAACUGGCUGAAAUGCUCCCUGCUGUUCUGACGCACCUGAACCUGAGAAGCUUCAUUGGGAUUGGACUGGGAGCUGGCGCUUAUGUCCUCAGCAGGUGUGCACUCAGCCACCCCGACCUGGUGGAGGGACUCGUUCUUAUUAACGUUGAUCCAUGUGCAAAGGGCUGGAUUGACUGGGCAGCAUCCAAGUUUUCAGGCUGGACAACCAACAUAGUGGAUAUUGUCUUGGCGCAUCAUUUUGGCCAUGAGGAACUGCAGGCAAAUCUAGAUUUGAUCCAAACAUACAGGCUUCAUAUCGCACAGGAUAUUAACCAAGAUAACCUCCAGCUAUUCCUCACCUCAUACAACAGUCGUAGGGACCUGGAAAUUGAGAGACCAGUUCUUGGCAUCAACGAAAAUACUGCAAAAACACUCAAGUGCCCUGCCUUGCUAGUGGUUGGUGACAACUCGCCUGCUGUGGAAGCAGUGGUUGAAUGCAAUUCACGUCUUGACCCAACCAAAACUACCCUUCUGAAGAUGGCCGACUGUGGGGGCCUGCCCCAGGUGGUUCAGCCUGGCAAGCUGACUGAAGCCUUCAAGUACUUUGUGCAGGGAAUGGGCUACAUGCCAGCAGCCAGUAUGACCAGGCUGAUGCGCUCCCGUACUCACUCCUCCUCUAGCGUGGGCUCUGGGGAGAGCAUCCGCAGCCGGUCUCACACCAGCAACCACGGUGAUGGAAGUGCUGGAACACCAGAAGGAAUUGACCUCCAGGAUGCACCUCAAACCAUGGAAGUAUCCUGUUAGGCAGGAGCCCCUCUUCUGGAUUCAGACAACUCUACUUGCCCCCACUGAACCCAUUCAGAAUCUAGCAUUUCAUCCAACAUGGCAUUAACUGUUCUCUCUAACUUGUGCAUGGCCACCUGAGCUGCCACCUCCUUGGUAGUCUGUACUUGGCAUUACUUUGGUCCUUUCUGUAUGCCCUUGGCAUCAGAGCCUCUUUAAAACUCAUUAACGUUCUGCAGUCUUAGUAAGUCACGUUACUGUACAUGCUGAUUACCAUCUCCUGUCUGUGCUGUGUAUCAAUCCAGAUGACAGUCAUUGUCUCCCCUGUUUAUUUAAAUAUAAUUUCUGUGGCUUUGUGAGGUUUAGAAUUGCUUUCUAGUUGUGCUUCUGCUAAAGGACCCUUGUGGUGCAGUUGGUAUGGCUUCUGUGAGAUGUGGGAAAGCAAGACCGUGAUGAUGUGAAACUCCGGGUGCUGGAGCUCUUUGGCAGAGCUGUGCCUGGGGUGCAGAACCCACCAGAAGGUCUUUGUGUUCCUAGCACUCUGGGCAUGCCAGGCAGCCGUGGGGGAAAAAAAUGGUCAGAAAUACUGUCUUGGUCUCAUCUCUGUACGUGUGUUAAGAAGGAGCAAAGUGAUUUCUUACCUGAGCUUCCUGAAAGGGCAAAGCAAUUAACAAGUAAACUUACACUAACCGAGGUGCACUAUUAACCAAGUACAAGGGAUCAAACUGCAGCAGCCCUGGCUUCCAGACCGCUUCUGCUGACCCUCUGCCUCCCCUGCAGACUUCGUCCAGACGCAGUUAACGCGUUGUUGCUGUUCUAUGCUGGCACAGGUGAAACUUUAACAUCAAGUAGGUUGUGAAACGGGCAGCAGUGCCCCUUGCCAGAUGGAGAGCCAGAAACCUCCUGCACUGCCAGCCCCAGACAGGCUGGCUGCACAGUGGUUGAACCCUGGCUCAGGAGGUACCAGUAAAUGUACAUGACUGCCAGCCGGUGCCCAUUCCUGCCCGUUGGGUCACAAGUGUGAGCAGGGACUGCCUCCAUGCAGGCACUAUUUACUGCCUUUGUGGAAUUCACAAUUCUGCUGCCUUUUUACAUCUGGCCGGGUCGCAGAGGGUGGGAGGCAAAUGCCUGCUGCAUGCCAGGGUCUCGCUGUUACUGGGAGAAAAGGGAUGAGUGGUCAGGCUACUACAGGUCUUGAUAGGUGAGCAAAACAUUCUUUUGUAACUGUUGAGCAGUCCUGACUGGCUGGGAGCCAGCUCCUCCGAGGGUUGUGCUCAUGUUCUGCUCCAUUUCAGGUAGGGAAAUGGGACUGGGAGGCUCUGCCUG
Egretta garzetta (little egret) is the source of this 2605-nucleotide messenger RNA. RefSeq names its product NDRG family member 3 (gene NDRG3). The record is from RefSeq and is a predicted model, not a curated record. The transcript is spliced from 16 exons. The coding region runs from base 176 to 1300 and encodes 374 amino acids. Gene Ontology annotation, cellular component: cytoplasm. Lineage: Eukaryota; Metazoa; Chordata; Aves; Pelecaniformes; Ardeidae. Gene Ontology annotation, biological process: signal transduction.